This is a messenger RNA of Pistacia vera, 644 nucleotides long. Its product is annotated as threonine--tRNA ligase, chloroplastic/mitochondrial 2-like. Bases 27 to 494 code for a protein of 155 amino acids. The transcript has 2 exons. NCBI's taxonomy places the organism in Eukaryota, Viridiplantae, Streptophyta, Magnoliopsida, Sapindales, Anacardiaceae. Gene Ontology annotation, molecular function: ATP binding; threonine-tRNA ligase activity. The record is from RefSeq and is a predicted model, not a curated record. Gene Ontology annotation, cellular component: cytoplasm; chloroplast stroma; mitochondrion. Gene Ontology annotation, biological process: threonyl-tRNA aminoacylation.
CUUUCCGUUUCUUUUUCACUUAAUAUAUGCAGGUUGACUUUAAUUUACCAGAGCGUUUUGACAUUACUUAUGUUGACUCGUACUCUGAAAAGAAGCGUCCCAUCAUGAUCCACAGAGCAGUGCUUGGAUCCUUGGAGCGUUUUUUUGGAGUUCUCAUAGAGCAUUAUGCUGGGGAUUUUCCGUUGUGGCUUUCUCCAAUCCAAGCUCGAGUUUUACCUGUUACAGACACACAGGUUGAAUACUGCAAUGAGGUGACCAGAAAACUGAAAAGUAAUGGUAUUCGAGCUGAAAUUUUCCAUGGUGAGCGCCUGCCUAAGCUCAUUAGAAAUGCAGAGAAGCAGAAAAUCCCAUUGAUGGCCGUUGUGGGACCCAAGGAAGUCGAUACCCAAACUAUUACAGUUAGAUCUCGGUUUGGUGGGGAGCUUGGGACAAUGAAAAUUGAUGAUUUUAUCAGCAGAAUCAAGUAUGCCAUAGAAAACAGAACUUCAGUGUAAAACUCCUGGUCUUGGAAUUCAACGUGCUAUUGGUUUUCUAUGAGGAUUUGAAUUCAUAAAAUUUACGACAGGCGGAAAAUUUUUGGAUUUGUAAAUGUUUGUACUUGAGCACUUGUAUUUCUUCAGAUAAUGUCCAUCUUAGAAACAUCA